Cucumis sativus (cucumber) is the source of this 1732-nucleotide messenger RNA. RefSeq names its product U-box domain-containing protein 11. Gene Ontology annotation, molecular function: protein binding; ubiquitin-protein transferase activity. The coding region runs from base 189 to 1577 and encodes 462 amino acids. Gene Ontology annotation, biological process: protein ubiquitination. NCBI's taxonomy places the organism in Eukaryota, Viridiplantae, Streptophyta, Magnoliopsida, Cucurbitales, Cucurbitaceae. The record is from RefSeq and is a predicted model, not a curated record. Gene Ontology annotation, cellular component: nucleus; cytoplasm. The transcript has 3 exons.
AUCCUUUUAUUUAAAUUAAGGAGGAAGCUACCAAAAAAUUGGUUCUACAAUUCAAGCAUGUGACAACAAUAUUGGAAACUGCACUUUCAAAUCUGCCAUAUGAUAAAUUUUGUGUCUCAGACGAAGUACAAGAACAGGUUGAUUUGGUUAGAGCUCAAUUGAGGAGAGCAUCACACAAGUAUGAAUCUAUGUCUAACCCUGCAGAAAAGAAGCUUCAAGCAAGAAGUUCCAUAAAAUGGAUGAUCAAUAAUGAUGUCAGGAGCAUGUCAAGCGUUGAUGAUGGAGAUGAGUCUCAGCAUCGUCCUCGAAACCGCGAUUAUCUGACUAGUCUUGAUUCGGUGAAUUCUUGUUUUGAUGAGUGUUCAAGUGUUGUUCAUUCUGAUAUGGAAGAUGUUGUAGCCAGCAGGAGCCAAGAUGAGGUUAAGAAGCAUCUUGAAACUGAAAUUCCUGAAAACUUCUUAUGCCCCAUUUCCUAUGAGUUGAUGUUGGAUCCUGUCAUCGUCUCGACGGGACAGACAUAUGAAAGAUCCAACAUACAAAAUUGGAUAGACAGAGGAAAUAGAAUAUGUCCAAAAACUCAGGAGCAGCUCCAAGCACUAAUCCUCACUCCAAAUUUUAUAAUGAGAAAACUAAUAUAUGAAUGGUGUGAAGAGCACAAUGUGAAGCUGGAGGAAGGACUAACCAACAAGAAACUUAAGAAGUGUAGAUCAUUUGAAGACGACUGCCGAAGGACUCCUCUGCCGAUCAAUACUCUGGUUCGACACCUCUCAUUUGGGUCAGUUCAAGAGCAAAAGACCGCCGUGACGGAGAUCCGACAGCUAUCGAAAAGCAGCUCAGAUCAUAGAGUUGAAAUAGCAGAAGCAGGAGCAAUCCCACAGCUUGUUAACCUUUUAACUUCAAAAGACGUUAUAACACAAGAAAAUGCAAUUUCUUGCAUUCUUAACCUUUCACUUCAUGAGCAAAACAAGAGACUUAUUAUGCUUUCUGGUGCAGUUUCAUACAUUUCCCAAGUCCUCAAAGUUGGGAGCAUGGAAGGGAGAGAAUGUGCAGCUGCGACGAUUUAUAGUUUGUCGUUAGCCGAUGAGAACAAGGCAGUAAUCGGGGCUUCGGAUGUGAUACCAGACUUAAUAGAAAUUCUCGACAUCGGUAGCCCGAGAGGGCAGAAAGAUGCUGCAGGAGCUCUAUUGAAUUUGUGCAUGUACCAAGGGAACAAGGGCAGGGCUUUGAAAGCUGGGAUUGUCAAACCAUUGUUGAAAAUGCUCUCUGAUUCAAAUGGUUCUUUGGUUGAUGAUGCUCUCUAUAUAAUGUCGAUUCUUUGCGGCCAUCCGGAUGCAAAAGCUACAAUGGGGAAUGCAAAUUCACUGCUUGUUUUGACUGAUGUUUUGAAGACGGGGUCGCCUCGCAGCAAGGAGAAUGCAGCUGCUGUUCUGCUUGCAUUCUGCAAGGGAGAUAGGGAGAAGCUGGAAUGGUUGACAAGGCUCGGCGCGAUUGCACCUUUGAUGAAACUUGGGGAGAACGGCACGGGGAGAGCAAGGCGAAAGGCUGCUACAUUGUUGGACCAACUCGGAAAAUCAUGAACAAGAUCCAAACCAUGUUUUUGACUAUCUACAUCAUAAAAUGUAUAUAUAUUUUUCGUAUUCAAGUCUGAUUUGCUAGUUUGCCUAUUGUUUUAUCUCAAAAUUUCAGUAAGAAAAGUUCGAACUUCAAUUAUAUAAUCUUCUUAUACAGUUAA